Molecule: messenger RNA, 2158 nt
Organism: Brassicogethes aeneus
Lineage: Eukaryota; Metazoa; Arthropoda; Insecta; Coleoptera; Nitidulidae
Source: the annotation of a GenBank genome assembly
GGUACAUUUGAACUACUAAACGUCAAAAAUAAUACAUCGCCGUCGGUUUUUUAAAACAAAUAAAUAAUACCUAAUUAAGUAUAAAACUAAUUUGCACAAUCACCACAAACGAUUUAGUCGUUAAAAUACCAUAAAGUAAUGAACAAAUUUCAAAUUAACAUUAUUCGCUAAAUUGAUGAAGUGACGUGGCCCUAACCUAAAAAUUCAAUAUUUAGCAAAACUGUCGUGUAUGAAAUAAUUUUGUAUGAAUGCGAUGGAAAGAAAGAAAGCGAAAAAGAAGGAAAUGGAGUCUUCUCUAAUGGAAAACGGCGAUACGCCUUUAUUGGGACAAUCAGAAUUGUGCAGCAAUAUUAAAGGUGAUCAAUGGAAUAUAGCAUUACUGUUUUUCUUGUAUACUUUACAAGGAAUACCUUUGGGGCUCAGCGCUGCCAUUCCCAUGAUAUUGCAGAACAAGGGGGCGACGUAUAAACAACAAGCUGAAUUCAGUUUUGUAACUUGGCCAUUUAGCCUCAAGUUACUGUGGGCCCCCAUUGUGGACUCCAUUUACUCCUCCAGAAUGGGGCGACGUAAAACAUGGAUGGUACCAACACAAUAUUUUAUUGGUAUUUUCAUGAUAAUCUUGGGACAACAUGUUGACACUUGGUUGGGUUCCGACGGGAAAGAACCCAACAUAGGAAUAUUAACUCUCCUAUUUUUUUCUCUAAACUUUCUGGCAGCCACACAAGACAUAGCUGUAGAUGGUUGGGCAUUAACCAUGCUUAAAAAGAGAAAUGUUGGACAUGCCUCAACUUGCAAUAGUAUAGGACAAACUGCAGGGUUUUUCCUAGGCAAUAUUUUGUUUAUGGCCUUGGAAUCUGCCAGUUUUUGUAACAUGUAUCUAAGAAACAAGCCUGAGGAAGAAGGUAUUGUUACUUUGCCUGGUUUUUUGACCUUCUGGGGGUGGAUUUUCAUUGUGUCGACCACUUUGGUGGCAUUAAUAAAAAAAGAACUUGAAUGUAAUGAUAAAGAUCAUGAGUCAGUGCCUGAAAGAGAUUUGCAAACUGCCUAUAAGUCAUUAAGAGACAUUCUUAAGUUGAAAUCAGUACAGGGUUUAGUACUUGUUUUAUUAACUUGUAAGAUUGGUUUUGCUUCAACAGAUAGUGUGAUGGCUCUAAAAUUGGUUGAAGCUGGCAUUCCAAAAGAGAGGUUAGGUUUAAUGGCUAUACCUCUAAUACCAGUGCAGUUAGCCAUGCCUUUAGUCAUUGCAAAAUAUACCACAGGACCAAAACCAUUAAAUGUAUUCGUAAAGGCCAUUCCAUACCGUCUAGCCUUUGGUUUUGUGGCCGCAUUUAUGGUAUGGGUCACCCCAAUAUUGGUCCCCAACCCUAAAGAGGGCCUACCAUUUUUCUAUGUCGUAUUUUUGAUCACAUGUUAUGCACUGCAACAGGUUUGUGUCUACUGUAUGUUUGUCUCCAUCAUGGCAUUCUUCGCGAAAAUAAGCGAUUCUUCAGUAGGCGGAACAUACAUGACGCUACUAAACACAGUAACUAAUUUGGGUGGAAAUUGGCCUACGAUUUUGGCUCUGUAUUUUGUCGACCCCCUCACCUCAAAACAAUGCGUUGGGGGUCCAGAAAGCGUUGAUAACACCUGUAGAAACGUCCUUGAAAAAGAGUUGUGCACAAGCAAAGGUGGUAAAUGUGAGACGACUUUAGAUGGUUUUUAUAUUCUAACAGUAUUAAGUGCUGUCAUUGGUUUUACUUGGUUGUAUGCUUGGGGAAAAAAGAAAAUACAGCAAAUUCAAUCACUGGAUGAGCAUGCCUGGAAGUUGAACAAAAGAAAAAGAUAAUAAAUAUAUUUUUUUAUAUAGAAUAUGCACAACUUUUAUUAGUACAAGUGUGAAUUAAAUUUUAUUUUUAACAUUUUUUAUUAAUAUUAAUGUAUUGGUUGUGGGUUGCAGUCUUUUUUAAAUCAAUUACAUUAAAUUGUCCGUUAAAUAAUUUUACUUACAACCAAGUCUGUUAAAGUUUCUAAACACAUUUGCUGUGAUAUUGUAGUUAGUUUAGAAGCUGUUAUAGGUAAUAUAAUUUAAAUUAUUUUGUAUAUUUUGGUGAAUUGUUAUCAUAUUACUAUUAGUGUUUCAAACAUUAUAAUUGACAAUACAUUAAAAACGUUGAAAUAC